AUGGGUGCCGUCGGUUGCCAACGCCAAUGGUCGGAAGUUUUCCGCUUUCUUUGGAAGCCGUGGAACAGCAGUUUGAAUCUGUUGACAUGGGCAAUCUCAAUAUACCUGGCCAUAUCUUUAACAGGGACUGCUGCUGCAGUAAUUCCCUUCUAUCUUGCGUUCCUUGUCAUUUAUGAUAUCAUGUACUAUGGGUACAGCAUUUCUGUCAUUGAUGAGACUGAGACCCUGAGUGCUGGUUACAAUGUGGGAUAUUUGAUGGAUGAUGGUGGAAGUGCCACUGGAGAUGGUCUUGACUAUGGCUUUAACUUCUAUGAUGGCAAUUUCAAGAAGGACCGGCGCCAAGCACAGCUUGACAAAUUCCAGUAUUGUUUUGACAAGCUUGACCUUGCGUCUGGAAUGACUUUGAUUGAUUUUGGCUGUGGCUGUGGUGAUUGGCUCAACUAUGUCCGAAGCCGUGGUGUGAUUGGCAUUGGUGUCAAUAUCACACCAGCUCAGGUCAAAGUUUGCCAUGAACGUGGACUCAAUGUACUACUAACUGACUGGAAAAAGAUUGAGGGAAAUCCAGAAUUUGAAAAACAGCUGUAUGGAAAGGCUGAUGCAGUGACCUGCUGGGACACGAUUGAGCAUUAUGUUCCUGCCAAGUAUUCCCAGAAUCAGACGAUGCAGGAUGCUAUUUAUACCCAACUCUUUCGUCUGAUUCAAAAGUGUCUCCGUCCUGACAGCAAGGUUGGUCGAGCCUGGACAUCCUGUUUGCAUUAUGCCCCCACCAAGCCAAGCUGGAAGCGCAGCUUCAAUGACUAUUUGUUGGACAAGUUUCAUUCUGGAUGUUACCCUGAUUAUACCAAUCGACAAUUGACUCAGAAUGCAGAACGUGCCAGCAUGAAGCAAAUUUUGGAGAGGAACUUGACGGAGGAUUACUACAUGACAUCUGUCUUGUCUCCAGAGCACUUUGGGCGUCACAAAAUGAAGUUGACAUUCUAUCGUUUUGUGGUGGUGUCUCUGUGGAUUGUGUUUGAUCCCAACUGGAUCCAACGUUACAUGUGGUUCAACCAAGAAGCUUGGAUGGAUCAAUUUGAUCCAGAAAAAUUGGAAGACUCACCCAUGCAGCUUUUGUGGAUCAUGUGGGAGAGGUGCUAA
Messenger RNA from Seminavis robusta, 1137 nucleotides. NCBI's taxonomy places the organism in Eukaryota, Bacillariophyta, Bacillariophyceae, Naviculales, Naviculaceae. The record is from the annotation of a GenBank genome assembly.